Messenger RNA from Paraglomus brasilianum, 2244 nucleotides. The record is from the annotation of a GenBank genome assembly. NCBI's taxonomy places the organism in Eukaryota, Fungi, Glomeromycota, Glomeromycetes, Paraglomerales, Paraglomeraceae.
AUGGCAUCGUUGGACAUUGACAAGGAAAAUCUCCGAAUACAUUUUAUAGCUUGGCAAAGGUUUACCAAGUACAUACGACAGAAGCGAGUUCGUCUGAUACUACAAUGGCAGCAGGCCGUCGAAUUUGAUAGAAAGAAGACCCUAAAAAGAUUUCUCAAGAAAUGGCGAGAAGUUUAUGUACUAGAACUGCGAAAAUCAAAGCAAGCCGAGAUCAAGUAUCUUGGCAUCGAUGCGAAUGAAGAUCCUCGUAUGUGGGAUGACGACGCUGAUGACAAUUCGCUUCAGAAACUAUUCAAGAAAUGGAGGGUCAGAUACAACACCUAUUCCUCGCUCGGUGAGAUGGUUGAGGAUGAAUACAACACCAAACUGUUGAAAAUGGCUUUUUAUCACUGGAAGCAUCUAUAUCAACGGAAAAAAACCAUUCAGAUAUUGAAAACGAAAUCCGUUGACAAGCCAUUUGCUACUAGCGUAUUAGCAGAGUGGUUAUCAUGGGCAGUACAGAGAAAACACGCUCGUGACGAAAAGGCCAUUAAUCGAAUACAAUCCGAAGUAACAAACACUGCCGUGAGCGGUACAUCGCUUUUGGGUGAGGCAACGAUGGCAAAGUAUUUCGCACUAUGGAAAAAUAGACUCGCACACAUCCGUAGAUGUCGAGGGACUGCUAAAUUACACCACGAACGAAACAUAUUAAAGAAGGCAUUUAAUCGAUUUCCACGGGCCUAUUUAAAAAUCCAGCAUCUUUCAACACGAUGCUCGCAAUACCUUGCACAGAAGCCUUGCAAAAUAACUCAUCGUGCUUACUUAAAGUGGUCCAAGGGAUUUCGUUUACACCAAUUAACUUAUCAUAAUGCGAUAAUAAAUUACGAGAAAACUUUGACACGCAAAGCAGUUAUCAAGUGGUCUCAUUCUUUAUAUGAUCUUCGUCGGCAAAGAUUAAAAGCACUCGAGCAUGAUAAGCGACAGAUGCAACGAAGGUCUAUGCUGUGUUGGAGGCAGCGCUUUCAAAAGCAAAAAAUUAUGGCCGAGCGUGCAGAAUCACUAAUAAACAAAACGGUAUUAUGGAAGUGUCUUGGCAAAUGGCGGGCAUUACUUGCUGGGAAACAACGAGAUGGUGUUAUUGCCACAAACAUGUACAAUGCUCAUUUAUUAAAAUUGCGCUGGACGCUAUGGAAGACCAAACUAGAUUAUGUCAAAAAACGUUCGUACUGUGCCGUCGAAGCCUCUCACAGGAAUUCGCUUCGAAACAAUUUUACAAAGUGGAGGCUUGCACUAGAAAGACAACAACGUGAAAGCGAUAAUGCAAUCUUGUAUUAUACGCAGAAACUCUUAAAUCACAACUGGGAACGACUGAAAAAUAAGUGGAAAGGUCACGGCUUGGAUAACACUAAAAUGAAGACAGUUUCCGACUUUAUAAUGAGAACACGUCGAAAGAAACAGAAAAAGACGCACGAUGCAUAUCGUUUGGGGAGUAGAAAACGACCGAACACUCGUCUUGUACUUUCGAAUAUAUUAUCGGAACUUCCCAAACACUAUUCUACAUCAGAAAAUGCGAUUGCUAUUUACGACUUUCGCCUUGUCAAUACAUGUUUGAUUAUUUGGCGCCAGCGCUAUCAUGUCGUGAGAACGCAGAGAGAAGCGGAAACUUACUAUGCUACGAGAGUUCUUUCACGUGCAUUAAAACACUGGAGAGAUCGAUGUGAAGUCAAUCAAGAAAUCAAUUACUUGGAAUCAUUAAGGCCCUUUACGAAAGCGAACAGCGAGAGAAUACUCCGGAAACAUAGAAAAGAGCAGAAAGUAUUUCUUCUGCGCGCAUACUUUUUUGUUUGGAGGACUAGGGCUGAAUCAAAAGUCAUUCAAAGCUAUGAGGAAUCUGUUUUAAGACAGGCUUUUACAGUGUGGUACGAUUGGGCUGUCGGCAGCAGAAAUCCUGAUAAAAAAACCAUUUCUGAAGCAUUUGCUACAUGGAAAUGGCGUUAUGAGAGGGAAGAAGCCCAAAGAACCCGUGCUGCAUACAUAUAUGAAAGUUCUACUACACGCAAGUUCUUCUCUGUCUGGCGCUCUCGUGCUAAAAAGUUGAGAGCAAAAAAGCUUGCACAGAACGUAUCGUCAUUCUUAUGUCUGGCGAAGAACGCAUGCUUAAAAUCGUUGUCAAUGGCUGACGAUAUGCUCGAACACGGAUUUAGAUUUUCCGUGCCUGUCUUGGAGUUUCUCUUAGGUACUGCUUCAAACCGUUUAGAUAAUUAA